GAGGAGGCGCACAGCCCUUUUGUUACCUGCACUAGACGUACCUGGCUGUUGGACGGUUGUAACGUGCUGAGAGUUUGAGGUUGCGGGGAAAUACUUCCAAGUCAGAUUCACAGAGUUUGGAUUUCAAUCUUGUGCAGACAGCAGUGACCCCCCCCUCCCCCCCUCCCCUUGUUUUCUUCUUCUACUAUUUUUACCUUUUAAAGACGCACCGAUGGUUGUGGGGGGAGGAGGGAGAGAGAAACAAGUUAAUUAGCAUUUUAGCGUUUUUGUUUGUUUUUUUUUUUUUUUUUUUAAAGUGAGGACGAAUAGCAGCCACUUCCUCCCAAGAACUCAUUCACCUUUCUUUUUUUUUUUUUUUUCCCUUUUUUUUUUUUUUUUUCUUUUCUCAAUUGCGGUCACGUUUCCAGCUUUCGUCUCGGACUCCUCUCAGCAUCUCACCUGUGCUGGACGAUGGGUUUGUCGCCGUCGAGGAUCCCCAAGGAGCUUCAGCUUGACAUGACGGGAACCAGGCGGUAUACGUGCCUCUGGGGGGGUUAGGAACGAUGCAGACGUGAACGCCACUUCGUGUUAACAGUGCAUGGCCUCUGGAUAAAGUGCUACCGAUCAUGCACAAACCCCUCCGAAAGUGGAGUCUCUACGUGUUCCUGUGUUUUGGCAUCAUAUACCUCAGACUAGGGGCCCUGUCCUCGGUUGUGGCUCUGGGUGCCAACAUCAUCUGCAACAAGAUUCCGGGGCUGGCACCUCGCCAGCGGGCCAUCUGCCAGAGCCGCCCAGACGCCAUCAUUGUUGUGGGCGAAGGCGCCCAAAUGGGCAUCAAUGAGUGCCAGUACCAGUUCCGGUAUGGACGCUGGAACUGUUCGGCGCUCGGAGAGAGGACGGUCUUCGGUCAGGAGCUUCGAGUAGGCAGUCGGGAAGCAGCUUUCACCUAUGCCAUCACGGCAGCGGGGGUGGCCCACGCCAUCACGGCCGCCUGCAGCCAGGGCAACCUGAGCCAGUGCGGCUGCGACCGGGAGAAGCAGGGCUACUACAACCAGGAGGAAGGCUGGAAGUGGGGCGGCUGCUCGGCCGACAUCAAAUACGGCAUCGAGUUCUCGCGGCGCUUCGUGGACGCCCGGGAGAUCAGAAAGACGCCCCGCCGCCUGAUGAACUUGCACAACAAUGAGGCAGGCAGAAAGGUUUUGGAAGAAAGGAUGAAGCUGGAGUGCAAGUGCCACGGCGUUUCCGGCUCCUGCACCACCAAGACCUGCUGGACGACGCUCCCGAAGUUCCGCGAGAUCGGCUACAUCCUCAAGGAGAAGUACAACGACGCCGUGCACGUGGAGGUCGUGCGGGCCAGCCGGCUACGCCAGCCCACCCACCUCAAAGUGAAGCAGACGCAGGGCUACCGCAAGCCCAUGGAGACGGACCUCGUUUACAUCGAAAGGUCGCCCAACUACUGCGAGGAGGACACGGCCACGGGGAGCGUGGGCACCCAGGGACGCCUGUGCAACCGCACGUCGCCGCACACGGACGGCUGCGACCUCAUGUGCUGCGGCCGCGGCUACAACACGCACCAGUACACCAAAGUGUGGCAGUGCAACUGUAAGUUCCAAUGGUGCUGCUUCGUCAAAUGCAACACGUGCAGCGAGAGGACGGAGGUUUUUACCUGCAAGUAAAAGGCCGCAAGGAAUGUCGUCAUCGGCGGGCGAAACGCCAAGGACUAGUUGAACAAAGACCCGACAGAGCGAGAUGUCCGCACGUCUUCGAGCAGUGAGAGAUUGUAUAGCUAAGCGAAUGGGAUUUAACACUAUCAGCUCUUCGUGGCGUCGUUUUGCACAGCAGAAUCUUAUCUAAUUGCUUUUCAGAAAGUAAUUGCUAAGUAUCAGUAGAUCAUAGCCCAGAACUUUGCUGUCAGAUAGGGAUUUGUGCUCUUGUACUGAUGUAUCCACAGUGAAGUUGGGACCACCCGUAAGGAAGAAGGCGGCCCUCGGAGGGGACUGGUGCUGCAGUCUGGUGGGGUUUGAGGGCGGGGGAGGAAUACACGCGUCGGUGUUUGGGAGGACCUCAAGAGAUGGACGCGAAUGACAAAAAAUGGCCACAGCUGAUUUGAGGUGACUGGGGGGGGAGGAAGAUCUGUCAAAUCUAUGAUUUAAAGAAAAAAAACAAAAAAGCAACAACUUUUAUAGAUCUUGUUGUAUCUCCGCUAAACGGGAGCUUAACUGAAUCUCGACCCGCACCCUCCCAGAUUGUCUGGGGCCGGUGUCAGAGGCCGAGAAAUGAAGAACAUGAUGUAAAAGCGUGGUGCAAUGUGUUGCACCAAAGUUUCGAGUGGGGAACUCUGUCAAACCCUUUGCUGCCAACUGGAAUACGGUGGAGAAUGUUAGUUUUCCAGUUACACUGGAACUGUCUGUUCUGAACACUGAAAAUAAAUUGUCUAUUUAUGUUAUAGUAUCUUAAAACAAAAGCACUAACGGGUAGAGAUGUCUUUUUUUGUACUAAAUGUAAUAAGAAAUACAUUUUUAGAAACUAUUAGGAGAUGACCACGUCGUUUCUAAAACAUUAUCUUUUAGAAAAGGAAAGGGGAGAAGAAAAGAAAAAAAAAAAAAAGAGCUUUCAUUGCUACUGUUGUGUUGACAGCAAAAUACAUAAUUCCCGACUUUAUAGUUUGAAGUUUCUUUUUCUUUCAUUUCUACGUCGAUGUCUGAAAAUUCACGUUUUCAUUCGGGGAGGAGUGUAGUUGUCAGAAAAAGAAUCGCCACCGGAGCAUGGUACAUAAACAAAACUGCACAAUCAUGCAAGGUUUUAUAUUUUAAACACAGUGGGUGUGGAAUUACAACAUAAAGCAUCGCAGAAAAAUGAUUUGUUUCACUCCUUCAGUGAUGAAGUGAAACCCAAACGAUUUGUCCUCAGGCUCCUCACAGAGUGGCACAUUUCAAGAGUUCAUUUUUGCAAAUAUUAAAAGAUUAUAUCACAAUAUCUGAGUGUUGCAUGGAACCAAUGUGUAAAAUAUCUUAAAUCCAGAAAUGUUAGACAAUAAGAAAAUCUGACAGUGGCUUGACGUCCUCCGCUGGGACAAAAACACAUCACUGCUAAGGAAGCUGGCAGGUCGGUGUGCUGGAAGGUUGAGUGGUAGGAAAAAGUGCAGCAACAAAAAGAGCACAUGCAUUUGGGAUGACCGCAGCCUUAAAAAGAUUGUAAAAACAACGCCGGUUCAAGAGUUUGGGUGCAGAAAUGACAUGCUGAGUCAUUUGUACUUGAUGACCAAUGGCUGUAACUUUGGCUAAGGAAAGAAGAAAAUGACUGGACUGCUGCUCAGAUGGUCAAAUGUCCUUUAGAUGGAAAUAGAUUUUAAUAAUCUGGAUUUGUGCCUCCAUGGCAACAGCAAUUCAAGCCAAAGUGAACACGGAGAAACGCAUACUACAAAAAACAUAGAAAUAGGUUUUAAGUGGGAUGACGUUUCUGAAUAACACGCACACAAAAAAUAAUCGAUUUUAUUGGUCUUAUAUUCUGCUUUUCUGGAUUUGGUGUUUUUACAGCCUUCGCAGUCAGAUGAUUUUAUUAAUCCAGACAAUGGUAUUAAUUUCAGGAAACCUCAUUUAUUGUUUUUAUCGUAGCGUUCUUGGUCUCAUCGGAAUACCAAAAUAUAGCAAACCAGUGCAGAACAUGCACUUCAGAUGUUGGAUCUACUCAAAUAAUAAAGUCUAAACAAUUUAAUUAAACUGAAUCUAAAUUAUUUUAUGACUACAUAUUUGUACUUUUUUUUUUUUUUUUUACAUAUUGGAGUUUUUGACACUGAUUUAACCUGAUGUUAAAGGUUUAGUGUGAUGUAGUAUGGGAUAUUUUAAUAUUUUAAGUUAUGUUCAUACAUUUUUGAGGUGUAGCUCAGAUGAAUGAAUUAUGAUGUAAAUGAUAAAAUAUAUAUACACCUUAUAAAUGACUUGCUGAUUCACCACAACAAUCAUAUUCCCAUUUCUUUUCAAAUUGCUUUUCAAGCAGCACACAAAAAACAAACCAUGUUUGUUGAAAGAAGGGAUUAUUUUAUUUUUCUACAUAUAAAAAAAAAAAAAGAUGUUCCUUUGAUUUAAUGAUGAAGUGCUUCAUGACACAUACACAAGAUUCUCCUGCAACCCAGUGGAGUCAGAACUCCACAUUCUUCUUUUAUUGCUUUUGCAUGUCCGUACAAGACAUUUUGUCUUCGGUGUUCAGUUGCCAGUUUCGACUGUUCCAACAAGCUUCCCAAGCUAUUAUUUGCAUAAAUUUUUCCCUCUUUGAAGGAAAACACACAUAGACACCCGCACGCAGACACACACACACACCCCACACACAACUGGCAGACAGUUUGGGGAAGCAUAAAUCAUUAAAAAUUAAACCUAAAUAAAUCAGGCACUCAGCUGACAGCAAUGUUAUUUUGUACACAGCAUAUGUUCGUAAUAUGCUGCGGUCGUACGUCCUGAUUGUGGUCCGCGUGGAAGGAGUAGCUAUUUCUUUCUCUGCUCGUGUGUAGAAAGGUCUUCAUCUCUAUGAAAUGUGAUCAGAAUCACAAUAACGAUGAACAAUAAGCUCGGAUAAUGGGAACCAACUGUCACCGACGAGCACAAAACACGGAUGGAAACAGAAUCUGGGUAAAUUCCUCCGAUUGUCGCAAUUCUUUUUCUACGAGAAACUGAUAUUGAACAAAAAUUUCUAAUUGAAAAGGGAAAAAAAAAAAAAAGACGUUUUACUUUUUUUCCCCUCAAUGUCUCGCAGUUAGAAAUAAAAUUUGCUCCCCUAUUUGCCAGAAUAAUAAUCAAACAAUUUAUUCCUAUCUUCAAAGUCAGAUGUUUAGACAGAUUUGAUUACUUAUUGCAAAUAUCUUUAUAGUGCACGUCUUGGGUGAAUCGUCUUCGCUACGUUUCCGCCAUCUUGUCGCAGUAGCUUCCCUCCUUACAGAAGAACCGGUGUGACCCAGUCGGGUUUUUACGACUCUCUUCAGCUCCGUCCCAAAAUGUUCCUCGACUGACCAAGACUGUAGAUUUUCAACAGCCUCUUAAACAACACUGACUUUACCGUGAAUAAUCUUUGGUGGGAUACUCGAUACUUGCUUUUGUUGGAUCCAUUCGUGCCUGAGCUCGAACUUCCCGGACAAAUGCGUCGAAUAUUUUCCCAUGGAGUCCACCGGUUCCCUCCUGUGGUUUAACACACAACGUGCUGCAGCCCCAUCUGAACGUCACAAUGCGAGGCCAUACUCAGGCGUCCCCCCCCCUCAAAUCUAACAAUGGACAUCAUGAGACCAAGCACCUUUUUUUUGUUUCUUACUUUCAGAGUGAAGAGUGGAUUCUGCCUUUUCUUAUGUCGCUUUCGAAGCAAUGGCUUCUUCCUGUCUGAGCGGCCUUUCAGCACAUGUUCGCGCUGAACUCGUCUCACUGUGGAUCUCGGCUCUCUCUGACAGUAUGGAGUCUUUUUGCGUUUGCCUUGCUGUCAGUGCACACGUUUAAAACCAAAACCCGUUCCUCCCGUCUUCUCCCUAAACAGAAUGAUGGCUGGGUUUUUAUGUCACACAUUUCGCACAAGUAAGCAGGUGUGCCUAAAAAUAUACCGGCAAGUUCUUCUUAAUUUAACUCGGAUGUUUUUAAUUCAAUUAUUUUGAUGAUUCUAACUGGUCUAAUGUGAGAAAAGUAGCAUGUUUUUUUUUUUUGUUGUUAGCAAAUUAUUUCAAAAUGGAGGUAUACAACAUGACUGGUCAAAAGCCUCAAAAUCUUUUUAUGCAACUACCGACAUGCCACGUCAGCCUUUAUCAAAACAUGAUAUCCUUCGCUUUCAACCCCGCAAGUCCUAAACGUAGCGGCAACGAUUAAGCCAAAUGUGCAGUACCAGAAGUCAGCCACAGGUGGCGCUGUCUGAAAAAAAAAAUCCAACGGUUUCUGAAAGGAGAGACGUUGCGCUUUCAAGCCAAUGUCGGGUUAUUACAGUAAUUUCAGUCCCGCCAUAGCAGGGAGUCAAAUUAAUCUGAGGGUCAUUCUUUUAAUAGAUGGUAAAAUGGCGAAAAUAACCUGCUGGGAGCUAAAAGUUCCAGUUGUUGUGGAUAAACGGGCAAAAGUAUUUACUCAUAGGACAUUUAAAGAACUGCGUACACAUACAAUUGAAAUAAGCAAGAAAUAUAUAUCCAGGUGGAGAUUUUAAAUUUAGGACAUAAAAGGUGUUAAAAAUAAAGACAAACUAAAUAAUGAAAAUAAUAAUAAUAGAGGAUUUUUCAUUCUGGCUCAGCACUAGAGUCCCGUGUUUACGGCUGGGCCUGACCGGAGCUCCUCUGAAUAAGAAGAGGACCUUUAUGCAAAUGAUCUGAUGUGAAUGGGAAGUGGCUCAGUGUGGCCCUUAUUUAAGGGGCACACAAAGAGACAUGUAAGACCUUUUGUGGGGGUGUUUGGGAGACGAAUGGGACGGCUCGGUGAAAGGAGGUGCAUGCGCAGCCGGAAACUGCGAGUGAAAAGAGCGGUUAUUUAAGAGAGGAGCUAAUUGAGGGCGUUUUUUUUUUUUUUUUCCGGAGAAAGAGUGGGUACACUGUGCAAGUCGGGGCAGCUGUUGAGGCGACUUGGUUACUGGUCGAGAGAGCAGUUCAAAGACAUUUAGGGGUGCCGUUAAAGUUAUUUACCGCGUUAAGGCCACUCUCCUGGGCAGCCAAAGGAGUUAAAAGAGUUUGAAAUUUCCUUUAAUUAAAUCCUUUUGAAAUCAAACAAAACUUUAUUGGUCACCUAACAUGGCACCUAAUUUCCCCUCCCAAGUUUCUGUUGUGUCUUUAAACUCUUUCUAUGAUUCUGUGCGAGCCGCGCUGCUCCGUCCAUCCGUCCCCCCCAAUGUGCGUGUGAAAAGCAUUGUGGGUGGGCAGCAGAGCAGAAGUAAGAUGUGUUUUGUCAGUCGCCUGAAGCCCAGGGGACCGGAACCCCGUAAGCUCCCCUGCAUUGUGCCCGUGGUUGAGAACAACUAAAUCAGUUUGUUUCACAUUUUGCGAUAAAAAAAAAAAAAAAUUUUAGACCAGUAAAAGCCAGCGUCUGUGGCGCACAGCCUCCAUCGUUGAUUUUAUCGGAAAUAUCAUUCAUCUUCAGGAUUUUAAUUUUCUCAAUUCCGAGACUUGAGUCCAAAUUUAUUUAUAUAAUCUUGUGACUGAGUGACAAUGUCCUGGGGAUGAGUUUGUGUUUACCAUGUUUGCACUAAACCGGCAUUACUGGGGGUCGUAGUUCAUAUUUCCCCAUGACUUGUCCUCGUGUUAUCACUAAUGCCGUCAAGAGACAAAAAAAAAAAAAAAAAA
Xiphophorus couchianus (Monterrey platyfish) is the source of this 7261-nucleotide messenger RNA. It is a transcript of the gene wnt7bb, whose product is annotated as wingless-type MMTV integration site family, member 7Bb. Lineage: Eukaryota; Metazoa; Chordata; Actinopteri; Cyprinodontiformes; Poeciliidae. Gene Ontology annotation, biological process: cell fate commitment; positive regulation of JNK cascade; canonical Wnt signaling pathway. Gene Ontology annotation, molecular function: frizzled binding; cytokine activity. Bases 606 to 1655 code for a protein of 349 amino acids. The record is from RefSeq and is a predicted model, not a curated record. The transcript is spliced from 4 exons. Gene Ontology annotation, cellular component: extracellular region.